UUCACCAACAUGAAGACUUCCCUGCAGGCAGUGGCACUAUGGGGAAAGAAUGCCCCUCCCCACAGCAUCACUGCCAUCAUGAUCACAGAUGACCAGCAGACGAUUGUGACCGGAAGUCAGGAGGGGCAGCUCUGUCUCUGGAGCCUUUCACCUGAGCUAAAGAUUUCAGCUAAAGAACUCCUAUUUGGUCAUUCUACUUCAGUAACAUGUUUAGCAAGAGCGAGGGACUUCUCUAAACAGCCAUAUGUCGUCAGUGCUGCUGAAAAUGGGGAGAUGUGUGUUUGGAAUGUCACCAAUGGACAGUGCGUGGAGAAGGCUACACUUCCUUACACCCACACUGCCAUCUGUUAUUACCACUGCUCAUUCCGGAUGACGGGAGAAGGCUGGCUUCUGUGCUGUGGAGAGUAUCAAGAUAUCCUUAUAAUUGAUGCCAAAACUUUGGCUGUCAUUAACAUGUUCACAUCAUCUCAGUCUCCUGAUUGGAUCAACUGCAUGUGCAUUGUUCAUUCCAUGAGAAUUCAAGAAGAUUCUCUCUUGGUGGUAUCAGUAACUGGUGAGCUCAAAGUAUGGGAUCUCUCCUCAUCUAUCAAUAGCAUUCAGGAAAAGCAAGUUGUCUAUGAAAAAGAAUCCAAGUUUCUUGACUCUUUGAACUGCCAGACAAUACGAUUUUGUACAUAUACUGAGAGACUUCUGUUGGUGGUGUUUUCUAAAUGUUGGAAGGUUUAUGAUUAUUGUGAUUUUUCCCUUUUGUGGACUGAAGUUAGUAGAAAUGGGCAGUUCUUUGCUGGUGGAGAGGUGCUUGCUGCUCACAGAAUCCUCAUCUGGACAGAAGAUGGUCACAGUUAUAUCUAUCAGCUGCUGAACAGUGGCCUUUCAAAAAGCAUAUACCCUGCUGAUGGAAGAGUGCUUAAAGAGACCAUUUAUCCUCAUUUACUGUGCUCUACUUCUGUGGAGGAAAACAAGAGCCUUCCCUUUGUUAUGGGCUACAUGAAUGAAAGGAAAGAGCCUUUUUAUAAGGUACUUUUCUCUGGUGAAGUCUCAGGAAGGAUUACUCUGUGGCACAUCCCUGAUGUUCCCAUAUCCAAGUUUGAUGGUUCUCCUAGGGAAAUACCAAUAACUACCACCUGGGCCCUUCAAGAUAAUUUCGAUAAGCAUCAAACUGUGUCUCAAAGUAUUAUUGACCAUUUCUCUGGGCUUGAAGAUGAGGCAGGAACUGCAGUAGUCACUUCAUCAGAGUACGUUCCAAGUCUUGAUAAACUAAUAUGUGGCUGUGAAGAUGGGACAAUUUUCAUUACACAGGCUUUGAAUGCUGCCAAAGCAGGACUUCUAGAAGGGGGUUCUUUAUUAAAAGAUUCUCUCUCUCAUAAAGUUCUCAAAGGCCACCACCAAAGUGUAACUUCUUUACUUUAUCCACAUGGUCUAUCUUCGAAAUUAGACCAAAGUUGGAUGUUGUCUGGGGACCAAGGUUCGUGUGUGAUCUUGUGGGAUAUCUUUACUGAAGACAUUUUGCAUAAGUUCUUUUUGGAAGCUGGUCCAGUAACAAGCCUUUUGAUGUCACCAGAGAACUUCAGACUGAGGGAUGAUCAGAUAAUUUGCUGUGUGUGCAGUGACCAUUCUGUGUCUCUCCUUCACCUGGAGGGAAGGAGGUGCCUCCUGCGUGCUCGGAAGCAUCUUUUCCCUGUGAGGAUGAUAAAAUGGCACCCAGUUGAGAACUUUUUAAUUGUUGGAUGUGCUGACGAUUCUGUCUAUAUCUGGGAAAUUGAAACAGGCACUUUGGAAAGACAUGAGACAGGAGAAAGAGCGAGAAUUAUUCUUAAUUGUUGUGAUGAUUUGCAGCUUCUAAAGCCUGAACCUGCACUUUCAGUUGCCUCAGAGACACAUAAGCACAAAAGUAUAGAACAGAGAUCCUCCAGCUCCCACCAGCUUGGGCCAAUACCUUGCCCUGGUCUGCAGGUGGAGUCUUCAUGUAAGGUUGCUGAUGCUAAGUCUUUCCCAACACCUUUUAAUGUCUUGCCUGUGAAAACAAAAUGGAGUAACAUUGGCUUUCAUAUUCUUCUAUUUGAUCUGGAAAACCUUGUUAAACUUUUGUUGCCGACUCCACUGAGUGCUGCUGACUCUUCCAAUUCAUUCUAUGGUAGUGAAAUCUUGAGGAGAGCCAAGAGCACAGUAGAGAAGACGACACUGACAAUAAAAAGAAAUAAAACUGCUAGUGGUUCUCUCUCAGCAGAAGCCCAAGCCAAGCCUCUCAAUGAUGGCCUGAUCCAAGGAAACAAUGCUAUCAAAUUCAUAGAAGAAAAUGAUGAUAUUAAAAGGCAGAAGAAAACAAAGAGCUCCAAGAAAAAGCAUACCAAAGCAUCAAGAAAAGUUGAUGCCAACCUCACAAUAGACACUGCUAAAUUGUUUCUGUCCUGCCUUUUGCCAUGGGGAGUGGAUAAAGAACUAGAUAAUCUCUGCAUUAAUCAUCUCAAUAUUUUAAAGCUUCAGGGUCCUGUUUCCUUAGGGCUUGCUUCAAAUGAAGACCACUUCUCAUUGAUGCUGCCAGGUUGGGAUUUAUGCAAUACUGAAAUGAAGAAAGAGUACUCCAGAGUAAAUUUAUUUUCCAGAAAAGUUUUGGACUUAUCAAAUAAAUACACAGCCACUCUUCCAAAUCAUGUUGGAACACCAAGAAGACUGGAAAAUAAUUGUGAUUCUUUUGAGGAGUCAAAUACUAUAGUUUAUUUAUUGAGCAGACUCUUUUUAGUUAAUAAGUUAGUCAACAUGCCUUCAGAACUGGCCUGUGAUUUUGACAGAUUCUUCAAAACAGAAUCUAUACAUAAUAAGAUGAAAAGUCCUGGGAAUGAUAUUUUGCAUAUUUCAAGCUUCUAUGGUUACUUAAGAAAUGGUAAGAAUGAAUCUCAUACAACUGACGCUGACCUUCCGCUUUUGAAGUUAAUCUCAUGUUGGCGAGACCAGUCUGUGCAGGUAACUGAAGCAAUACAAGCUGUUCUCUUGGCUGAAGUGCAGCAGCACAUGAAAAGUUUGAGAAAGACGCCAAUUGACAGUCAACCAGUGUCCACAGCAGAGAAUGGUAACUAUGAGAUGAUGCAGAUCCCAAAGAAGGAGUGGACUGAGGAACUAGAAUUACAGUGUAUUAGAAACACUUCAGCUCCACAAACUCCAGUCAGUCCGGUCAAGCAUGACAGCAACUCAAACUCGGCAAACUUCCAAGAUGCUGAGGACAUGCCUGACAGAUGUGUCUUGGAAGAGUCUGAGAGUCCAGGUGAUCCAAGGCAUCAUUCAUGGAUGGCAAAGGUGUGCUCCUGCAAGGUGUGCUAACUAGAAUCUCACUGUGGCAAUGGAUUUGGACAAACCAAGAAACCCCCAAACAAGCCCUUGCUUUAUUGUCACAUAAAAGCAAUGUUGUUCUUGGUC
Molecule: messenger RNA, 3411 nt
Organism: Ictidomys tridecemlineatus (thirteen-lined ground squirrel)
Lineage: Eukaryota; Metazoa; Chordata; Mammalia; Rodentia; Sciuridae
Source: RefSeq, a predicted model, not a curated record